This is a messenger RNA of Anastrepha obliqua, 2813 nucleotides long. RefSeq names its product glycerol-3-phosphate dehydrogenase, mitochondrial (gene Gpo1). Gene Ontology annotation, biological process: glycerol-3-phosphate metabolic process. The record is from RefSeq and is a predicted model, not a curated record. Gene Ontology annotation, molecular function: calcium ion binding; glycerol-3-phosphate dehydrogenase (quinone) activity. The transcript is spliced from 10 exons. Gene Ontology annotation, cellular component: mitochondrion; glycerol-3-phosphate dehydrogenase (FAD) complex. NCBI's taxonomy places the organism in Eukaryota, Metazoa, Arthropoda, Insecta, Diptera, Tephritidae. The coding region runs from base 184 to 2364 and encodes 726 amino acids.
UACUUUUUUAGUUGCACAACCGCUAGUGAGUGAGAAGGUGCACAAAUUGCAACGACUUGCAUUCUCCGACCAAGUGAAACGGUACCUACAAAAGCAAGAAAUAUAUUAUAUUAAGGCAAUUAUUAGUUUGCCUUUAAAGUAUAGUCAAUCGCAUAAUAACAGUUAAAAAGAGUUGCCGGAAAAAUGACAUCACGCUUUUAUAAAUUCGGUGUGACUGCCUUGAGUGCUUGUGUGGGCUCACUUGCUGCCACUUGGGUUUGUACAGACAGAAAGAACUCUCCAUAUGUGGUUCAUAAUGAUACUGUACGGGCGCCGAAGAGAAAGCGUACUCUACCUCCACGCUCUGAGCAAAUGAAGAGUAUUCAAAGCGGUGAAGAAUACGAUGUUUUAAUUAUUGGUGGAGGUGCAACAGGGGCUGGUUGUGCACUGGACGCUGUUACCAGAGGUUUGAAAACCGCUCUGGUGGAAGCGGACGACUUUGCUAGCGGAACUUCUUCUCGGUCUACGAAACUUAUUCAUGGAGGUGUUCGUUAUUUGCAAAAGGCUAUACUUGGGCUAGACUUUGAACAGUAUAGAAUGGUAAAAGAAGCGCUUCAAGAACGAGCAUCUAUGCUUGAAUCAGCACCACAUCUUGCUCAUCCUUUACCAAUAAUGUUGCCUGUAUAUCAGUGGUGGCAAGUGCCCUACUAUUGGGUAGGUAUCAAGUGUUAUGAUAUCGUUGCUGGUGAUAGAAACGUGAAAAGCUCAUACUAUCUCACAAAGAAUGAUGCGUUGGAGCUAUUUCCUAUGCUAAAAAAAGAUAAACUUUGCGGCGCUUUAGUGUACUAUGAUGGCCAGCAAGAUGAUGCGAGAAUGUGUUUAGCGGUGGCUCUUACCGCUGCAAGACAUGGAGCGACUGUUUGCAAUCAUGUGGAAGUUAAAGAAUUGUUAAAAAAAGACGAAAAUGGAAAACAAGUGUUGUGUGGAGCAAAAGUCAAAGAUAACAUUUCAGGAAAAGAAUUCACAGUAAAAGCUAAGUGUAUUAUUAACGCAACUGGACCAUUUACCGAUUUUAUACGUAAAAUGGAUGAUCCCAACGUAAAGACCAUUUGCUGUCCAAGCUCAGGUGUGCAUAUUGUGCUUCCUGGUUAUUAUAGUCCAGAUCAAAUGGGGCUCCUAGAUCCUUCCACAUCAGAUGGGCGUGUCAUUUUCUUCUUGCCUUGGCAGAGGCAAACUAUCGCUGGUACCACAGAUCUGCCUUGUGACAUUACUCACAAUCCAAGCCCGACUGAAGACGAAAUUCAGUUUAUCUUAAGUGAAAUUAAAAAUUACUUAAAUACGGACGUUGAGGUUCGACGUGGUGAUGUGUUGUCGGCUUGGAGUGGUAUUAGACCGCUUGUAUCGGACCCAAAUAAAGAAGACACGCAAUCCUUGGCUAGAAAUCACAUUGUGCAUGUGAGUCCUUCGAAUUUGGUUACAAUCGCUGGUGGAAAGUGGACUACAUAUAGAGCUAUGGCAGAACACACAAUUGAUGCGGCGAUCAAAGCUUGCAACUUAAAGCCUGAACGUCCGGAAGCCGUAACAUCUUACUUGAAAAUCGAAGGCGGACAAGGUUGGACACCUACAAUGUAUAUUCGUUUAGUACAAGAUUUUGGUCUAGAAUGUGAAGUCGCACAACAUUUGGCAAAAUCUUAUGGUGACAGGGCGUUUGCUGUUUCGAAAAUGGCGUCACUGACAGGCAAGCGUUGGCCCAUCAUCGGAAACCGCGUACAUCCAGAGUUUCCCUACAUUGAUGCUGAAAUACGAUAUGGCGUUCGUGAGUACGCUUGCACGGCAGUGGAUAUGAUUGCUCGGCGACUACGUUUGGCAUUUUUAAAUGUGCAAGCAGCGUCAGAAGCCCUGCCGGUUAUUGUUGACUUAAUGGGUGAGGAACUGCAUUGGUCUAAGGACGAGAAAGAGAAACAAUUGAAACACGCCAACGAAUUCUUAGCUCAUGAAAUGGGUCAGAUGGUAAAUAGAACAUCAAAGGAAAGAAUACCAAUAAAACUAUCCAAAGACGAAAUUCAAACCUACGUUAAACGAUUUCAACUUAUUGAUAAAGAUAAAAAAGGCUACGUGUCAAUCAAUGAUAUUCGCCGAGCUCUUAAGACUUUCGGAGAUGGCGAUGUUUCUGGAGAACAACUUCACGAGAUACUUAGAGAAAUCGAUACUAAUAUGAAUGGACAAGUUGAACUUGAUGAAUAUUUGCAGAUGAUGUCGGCCAUAAAGACUGGAGAUGUGGCAUACUCUCGCUUUGCUAGAAUGGCGGAAUUGGAAGAACAAAAACAUGAGGCUGCUCAACUUAAGCAAAAAAUCAGUGUUGAUCGCUCAGGAGGUGGAUUAUAAGCGAUAUUUACUUUGGUUGAACUUUUUUGAAAAAUUACAUAUAUUUAUUAUUUAAUUGUUAAUCGAAAGAAAUAUUUACUUGUAAAUAUACAUAUGUAUGUAUAUGUUUCUUAAAGAAAAGACGAUAAUACUUAAACAAACUCAUUAUAACUUAGGGUGAAGUUUCUACUAAUUGGUAUUUUUGGAGUCUACAACCAAAAAAUCUCAAAACUAAACUGUCAAGAAAAUUGGCUUGUGUCGCAAUGGGCUGAAUGUACAUAUGUAAAAAAGCGAAAAAAGAGUUGCACCUUUUCAAAAUUGUCAGAAAUAAAAGUUUUUUACAUUUCACAUGGUUUAGUUUACACGCUGAACACUUGAAUUGUUCUGGAGAAGAACCCAGCGAAACUGCGGAGUUGAAAUGGAAGAGGAAAAGUUAGCUCUUAUUUAAUAAAUACUACUUUCAAGUUUAA